AUGCUCAGUCUGAAAUCCACUAACGCCAUCCUCCGACCCUUAGUCAAUGUCAACGUCGUCGGUACGCCUACGUCCGGCUUCUACGGCGACUGGGGCUUCCUGUCCACCCACCCCAGCAACAUCCGGCUCUUCAAGGGGCCCCGAAGCACCUGCCAGGAUCACCCCUGGGACGCAAUGAUCCUGCGGGACUGCAUCGCCUCUAGUGACAACCUGUGGAAGAUUGAGCGAGUCGGAUCCCGCAAGUGGGAUAUCCUGGCCAUGAAGAUGUGCGAGGAUCACGACUUCCCGUGGAUUGUCAUGGCCAUUACUGACGCCGGCGAGAACCCCGAGGAUCUCGGCAAGUGCACCUUGGGCGUGGGGGUCUGCCCGAUCCACAGCCGUAAUGAUGGAGACGGCGAUGAGACUGCGCAGGACAAGGGCGCUGCACGGGGGAGCGCAGGCAAGGAGGAAUUGGAGCGCAGACACAUCAAGGCCAAGAACGCAAGCGUUGAGACGGACGGGACCGCAGCAAAGACGCACACGGCCGAUUCCAAAAAUGCUUGA
This is a messenger RNA of Phaeoacremonium minimum UCRPA7, 543 nucleotides long. Its product is annotated as putative aaa family atpase protein. The record is from RefSeq and is a predicted model, not a curated record. NCBI's taxonomy places the organism in Eukaryota, Fungi, Ascomycota, Sordariomycetes, Togniniales, Togniniaceae. The transcript has 2 exons. The coding region runs from base 1 to 543 and encodes 180 amino acids.